Messenger RNA from Eurytemora carolleeae, 1557 nucleotides. Its product is annotated as transcription factor EC. Lineage: Eukaryota; Metazoa; Arthropoda; Copepoda; Calanoida; Temoridae. Gene Ontology annotation, cellular component: nucleus. Gene Ontology annotation, biological process: regulation of transcription by RNA polymerase II. The transcript has 9 exons. Gene Ontology annotation, molecular function: protein dimerization activity; DNA-binding transcription factor activity, RNA polymerase II-specific; RNA polymerase II cis-regulatory region sequence-specific DNA binding. The record is from RefSeq and is a predicted model, not a curated record. The coding region runs from base 440 to 1126 and encodes 228 amino acids.
AUGAUUUUUAUCUUAUUUACGGAGAGGGAGACAUUGGGACGGAAUCAUCAGUUGCUUCUGGACUCUUGGAGAGAGAAGAUCUAGAUUAAAAAUCUUUUCUCACAGAGUUACCCAUAAAUGCACUUUGCUUAGAGCGUUUUAAAUGAUGAACACUAUUUAAAUCGCCAUAAAAAAAAAACCCUGUUAGCGCAAGAAAGUGAAAUUUUCAAAAAUCUUUCACUUUCAAGGGUUGUAUAGAUUAGAAAGAGUUGGUAGAAAAGUGUGAAAAGGGGGGUUUGUAUAGACAUUGAACUGCGAGAUUACAACCCUCUGUGCUAAAUCAAUUUAGAUCAAAUCUAAUCUACUAAAUUUAGAAUUUACAAAAACUCUAAAAUAUACACUUUGACGUAAAGUAAAAGUAGAACAAUUACAAAAAAAAAAUACAUAAUAUAGUAUAAAAAUGCCGGUCUCCUUCGAUGCUAAUUUGAACCAGAAGCUUUUUGAUCAGGCAGUCGAAGAUGAACUAUUGUACAGCUGUUUAGAGAUUACAAGGGGUUCUAAUUCUAAACUAACAGAUGAAGAUUUAAACAGUUUGAAUGUGGACAGAAAUGUCAACAAUGCAGCCAUAAUUGAUUUCUUUUCUCAUGUACAGAACAGCAGUAGGAUGAGUAUGUACGAGGAGGAUGAGGAGAUGAAGCAGGAACCCUUGAGUGAAGAAGAUUUCAGAGCUCAGGCAAAGGAUCGACAGAAGAAAGAUAAUCACAAUAUGAUUGAACGAAGACGACGAUACAACAUAAACGAUCGGAUAAAAGAACUCGGCACUCUACUACCAAGACAAAAUGAACCGUAUUACGACGUUGUGCGGGAUGUGAGACAGAACAAGGGGUCAAUACUUCGAGCUUCGGUUGAGUAUAUUAAACUACUUAAACAGGAUCAGGCGGCAAAAGUUCAGCUACAGAAACUCUGCGGUGUUCAGCAAUUCAGAAACAGAAAACUUACCUCAAGGAUUCAGGAAUACGAGGAGAGAAUGAGAACUUAUGGAAUACCAAUAGAAUCUUAUUCAACUGAACCAGGUACAAGUAAUUUAAUUAAAAGGACUGCUGUUAGUUUGAGAGGGCAGAGGCGUAUAUGGGAAUUUUUCAAGUAGAAGGAGGGCGGCCAUCUUUAGUACUUUUACAGGGUAGCAGUGGGAGGGGGACCUUGGUGCCUGUUGGGGUCAGAUCAAUUUUUUUCUGGCGAUUUUGAACUUUUUAACGGCAAAGUUUUAAACAAAAUCACGGUUGGUAGUAAAGGGGGGGGGAGUAUGGAAACUACCCUUCCCCCCCCUCACUGUAAAUUUUAUAGGUUCUCCCUUGAUAAAAUCCAUUAUACUUCCCUUUUGAAUAACACUGAUAACCAUUUCUUUGUCAUGUUUCUAAACUACAAAAAAAACUUUAUGCCCUGGGUGGCCUCUUUUUAAUCUAUGGUGAACAUAUCCUGAAACCCAUAUAUUCCCAGCUGAGCUGGGGUAAAAUUUUUACUAUUUUCUCAUGGGUUUAAAAGUAAAAUAUCACCCCAGCUGAGUACAUGAGUACACCU